This is a messenger RNA of Tetrahymena thermophila SB210, 1305 nucleotides long. RefSeq lists its product as hypothetical. The transcript has a single exon. The record is from RefSeq and is a predicted model, not a curated record. Lineage: Eukaryota; Ciliophora; Oligohymenophorea; Hymenostomatida; Tetrahymenidae.
AUGUUUAGUAUAGAUAUUAGAGAUAAAGAAACUAUUGAUAAACUCAAAUUGAGUAUUCCUUAAGAUGAAAUAUAAGGCGGAGUUGAGAUUAUUGUCAGUAAUCAGAUAUCUGAGGCUGAUAAGAAUAAUAUUAUUGAUAGCUUUUCUGAAGAAAAAUUAAAAGAAUUGUUAGAGAAAGCAUAGACAAUCAAGAUAGAACUUUUCAAAGAAGAUUCUGAUUAGUUAGAGAAUUUAAUGAGCUAUUUCUUGGAACAUUUAAAGAUAAAUAAACUUUAGAUUGUUUCUAGAGAAUCAGACAUAAAAAUUAGCACAUUAACUUAUUGCUUGCAAAUCAUUUAGAAAACUAAGGAUUAGCUUUAAAGUUUAAGCAUUGAUUUUUCUAAGUCUAAUUCAAAUGUUGAAAUCCUACAUAAAAUUGGAGAUAAUUUGUAAGGUUUAAGCGAGCUUACUCAUUUUUAUUUUAAUUUUUCAAGCAACCCUAUUGGUAAAGCAAAAGAAUUAGGUAAAUUUGGAAAAUAAUUGGAAUAGAAUAGUAAAAUAAACAAGCUUAUAGAGCUCUCUAUAAAUAUGUCAAACAUGCAUAUGGGGCAUGCUAAUGUUCAUAGUUACACAGAAUUUAUAAUGAAAAAUGGUUAGACUUUGAAAAAAUUAGAUUUAAAUCUGGAGAAUUGUUCUAUUGAAAAGAAAGGAACUGAAUCUAUCAAAAAGAUGAUUCAAAAUGUUUGCUAAGUGCAAGAAUUCAAACUAAAUAUAUCAAAUAAUGGUUUAAUGGACUUAUUUAUUAAAGACAUGUUAAGAGCUUUCACCCUGAAAAAUGAUUAUUAAAUUUAAAGGAUUGAGAUAUUAUUAUCUGGAAAUUAUCUAUCUCAUGAAGUUUGUGAGUUCAUUCACUCAACUUUUGUGCACAAUUCUUUAAGCAGCAUGACAUAUCUACAUUUAAACCUUUCAAAGAAUAAAAUAAAUAACAAAGCCUUAGAAUAUCUUAGUAAGAUUUUGGAAGAUUCUAAUAACUUAAAGCAAUUUAAAUUAGAUGUGAGCAACUCAAGAGAAAAAAUAGAAGGUAUAAAUAGGAUUGUUGAAAGUUUAAACAAAGCUAAAAAUGUUUAAGAUAUUUAAAUAGGCAUAAGAGGGCUUGGUAUAUAAAGAACUGAUAUUUAAAAUUUUAUUCAAUAAAUUGAAAAUGUAAAGUAUCUCCAAUUAUCAAGAUUUAUUCUAGAUAUUGAUGAUUCACUUCUUUAAAACUCAGACAGCCCAUUCUCUAUUGUUAAAAAAGAUCUAAUCUUUAUAAAUUAAUCUUUCAUUUGA